UAACUGAGGAAGCUAAGCUAAGCUAGCUAAACAAACCACAUGCUAAUAGGCUCCUGUGCUGCCUGACAGGAAAGAAACUGAGCUGUGUUGACCUUGACUCCAGUUAGAUACAGAGACUAAAUUCAAAUGUACUGCAAUUCAUCACUUACAUAUUAUAUAGGUGUUGUGUAGAUAAUAUAUAUGUUUGUCUCAGUUGUCAGGAUGAUGUCAGAACCUUCACUUUGGGUAAAGUUACAGCCUAAUAAGAAAAUACUCCAUUAUAAGUAAAUACAUUCAGCUAUUUAGAGGAGUGAAACCUGAUAAGAGGAAGAACCCAUUAGGUUUAUCAGUAGAUAUGGAGAAACAGGCAGAUCCAGACAUUUCUUUGUCACCUUCUCUAACAGUCAGUGUGUUAGUCUUGGUUUGUGAGCUAUGUUCCCUCUGAGCUUCUUCCUGGUGACCCUUUGUCUCCCCUCAUCUCUGCAGCAGCAGCAGCACCGUAGGACCUGUCAUGGAGCCGGUCCUGCACCAGUUGCACCCAAGGAUGUUCCAACGCCUCCACAGGACCUUCAUUCUUCUGAAGAGGACUCACUCGGGCUGUGCUGAACACAACACCGCUCCUGCCUCCACUCGGUACAGACCCCCGCUCCUGGUGUCACGCCUCUACCAGCCAUCAAACCUGCGUGAUGUGGGGCAGGACAGCCGGCUGCCGGGAGACAUGACGUGUAAGAGCCAGAGGCUCAUGCAGCAGGCGGGGCUCAUCCACCCGUCCAACCCAGGCUGUUACUACUACCUCCCUGCCACGGUCCGCUCCAUGGAGAAGCUGGUGAGAGUGAUUGACCAAGAGAUGCAGGGGAUCGGUGGACAGAAGAUGGACAUGCCCAGUCUGUGCUCGGCUGAUCUGUGGAAAACCAGUGAGCGCUGGGACUUGAUGGGAAAGGAGUUGUUCCGUCUGCAAGAUCGUCAUGGAGGCGACUACUGCUUGGGUCCCACACAUGAGGAGGCGGUGACCACUCUGGUUGCUCACCAGGCAACUCUCUCCUACAGACAGCUUCCUUUGCUCCUUUACCAGAUUACCCGCAAAUUCAGGGACGAGCCGAAGCCAAAGUUUGGUCUUCUUCGAGGGAGGGAGUUCUACAUGAAGGACAUGUACUCAUUCGAUGUGAGUGAGGAAGCUGCGUACCAGACCUACGAGUCUGUAUGCCAGGCAUACACCCGGCUCUUCUCCCGGCUGGGCCUGCUUUGUGUUCAGGUGCAGGCAGACACAGGAAAUAUCGGUGGUAAACUCUCCCAUGAGUUCCAGCUGCCGGCAGACAUCGGCGAGGAUCGGCUUCUAGUCUGUGGGAACUGCUCCUUCUCUGCUAAUGUGGAGACCAUGUCAUCAGACGAAACUGACUGCCCAAAGUGUGAAACUGGGACUCUGGUGGAGUCGAAGGGUAUAGAGGUGGGACACACCUUUUACCUGGGGAAAAAAUACUCUCAAUUAUUCAAUGCCACCUUCAGCAAUGCCCAGAACAAGCCCAGUGUUGCUGAAAUGGGCUGCUUUGGUCUUGGAGUCACCCGUAUUCUCGCUGCAGCCAUUGAGGUGAUGUCAACAGAGGAGGGGAUCCGCUGGCCGGGGCUCCUCGCCCCGUACCAGGUCUGUGUUCUCCCUCCAAAGAAAGGCAGUAAAGUGGACGAGGUGGCUCUUUUAGCCGAUGACCUGGUUCACACUUUGGGAGAAGCGUUGCCACGUUUGAGAGGUGAAGUCGUUCUUGAUGACCGUACACAAAUGACUAUUGGAAAGAGGCUGAAGGACGCCAACAGACUGGGCUACCCAUAUGUUAUUGUAGUCGGGCAGGGCGCACUAGAGGACACACCCAGGUUUGAGGUGAUCUGUCAGCAGACAGGUGAAACAAUGUUCCUCAGUAAAGAUGGACUGUUAGAUCUACUGGGAAAAGUGGAAACUGUAUGAAUCAGGUGGAAAUAAAUGUUUUUAUUGUGUGUAUUUCUACCACUGAGCUGGAAGGGAGGGAGGAGAAAAAUAUUGUAUGUGUUGUGAGGGGACAGGAGGGUGAUUUCACAAAGUUUAAAACCUAUAAAACUUAUUGACAUGGCCAAUUGGCAAAUAACUCAAUGUCACAAUAAAAGCUUUGUAAUGAUAUUUAGAAUAUGAA
This is a messenger RNA of Platichthys flesus (European flounder), 2135 nucleotides long. RefSeq names its product prolyl-tRNA synthetase 2, mitochondrial (gene pars2). Gene Ontology annotation, molecular function: ATP binding; proline-tRNA ligase activity. Gene Ontology annotation, cellular component: cytoplasm; mitochondrion. The transcript is spliced from 3 exons. Gene Ontology annotation, biological process: prolyl-tRNA aminoacylation. The record is from RefSeq and is a predicted model, not a curated record. The coding region runs from base 491 to 1933 and encodes 480 amino acids. Lineage: Eukaryota; Metazoa; Chordata; Actinopteri; Pleuronectiformes; Pleuronectidae.